GUGUCUAAUAUUGCUCAAGGACUCAACUAACGCAACAUAAGCAAGAGGUGGGCGGCAAGGUGGACUGCAGAUCAGACAUCGAGCGAAUGGAGUUUGGUGGGAGGAGUCUAAAACAAGGUGCCGCUCCUUCAGCAUCAUUCAGCAUCUUUCCCAAGGAACAUCUUACGGAGCUUCUUGUUUUUAAUGAAUGGAAUUCAAGAAUGCUGUCUGAAACAGGACAAAGUUAACGUUUACCACUUACUGCACUUCCCGAUGUGAAAACAUACGGAUUAUGAACCUGUAUACACCAUUUGCUAUACACUUUUGGACUCGACGGGAGUAUGCCAUUUUGAGGGACACUAGUGGAAUUUCGUCUCGCUUGACAGAACUCUGUCUGUAGUUUCUGAGGAUGCCGGUUUUGCAACGGGAACCAUCAAAAAACGCAGGAGAUCCCAGUGGCCUGCCAAAGCUCCCGGUUGCCCCGCUGCAGCAAACUCUGGACAUGUAUCUGAAGUGUAUGAGUCACCUCAUACCAGAGGAGCAGUUAAGAAACACCAAAACUAUUGUGAAGAAAUUUGGAGCACCUGGCGGGGUGGGGGAAAUGCUUCAGAGGAAACUAUUGGAUAGAAGGGAUCUUAAAGCCAAUUGGGUAUAUGACUACUGGCUUGAAGAUAUGUAUUUGAAUAACAGGUUAGCACUACCUGUCAACUCCAGUCCUGUAAUGGUCUUUCCCAAGCAGAAAUUUAGGUGCCAAAGUGAUGUCCUCAGAUAUGCCGCUAAUCUCAUCUCUGGUGUAUUAGAGUAUAAAUCUCUCAUUGAGACACAUAGCCUCCCUGUGGAAGAGGGUCGUGGGCAGCAGGCUGGGACGCCCCUUUGUAUGGAUCAAUACUACAAGGUCUUCACCUCUUACCGUCUGCCUGGGCCAAAGACUGACACUCUAGUGGCUCAGAGGAGUACUGUAAUGCCCGAGCCAGAACAUAUCAUUGUGGCUUGUAAGAAUCAGUUAUUUGUUCUUGACGUGGUGAUAAACUUCCGCCGGUUGAAUGAAAAAGACCUUUACACUCAGCUGAAGCGAAUCAGAGAGAUGGCAGACUGCGAGGAGGAGCGUCUGCCUCCCAUUGGUCUGCUCACAUCAGACGGCCGAACGCAGUGGGCCGAGGCUCGCAGCAUACUGAUCAAAGAUUCUACUAACAGGGACUCUCUAGACAUGAUUGAGCGCUGUCUGUGUCUGGUGUGUUUGGAUGACUCGUCUGGCGUUGAACUGACUGACACCAACCGUGCUUCGCUGAUGCUCCACGGAGGAGGAAAGGAUAAGAACGGGGGAAACCGCUGGUACGACAAACCCAUGCAGUUUGUAAUAGGUGCAGAUGGAUGCUGUGGGGUUGUCUGCGAACACUCCCCAUUCGAGGGAAUAGUGCUCGUGCAAUGUACAGAAUAUCUACUAACAUACAUGAGAGGCAGUCCUUCUAAGCUGGUGAGAGCAGCCAGCAUGAGUGACCUUUCAGCCCCUAGACGACUGCGCUGGAAAUGCUCGCCAGAAAUCCUAACCUUCCUCACAGCCUCGACAGGCAGAUUAUAAAAACUUGUUCAAAACUUGGACAUGAAUGUCAACAAAUUCACCGGCUAUGGAAAAGAGUUCAUCAAGAGACAGAAGAUGAGCCCUGAUGCGUACAUUCAAGUUGCCCUGCAGUUAACAUUCUACAGAUGUCAUAGAUGUCUAGUUCCCACCUAUGAGAGUGCAUCAAUACGGCGCUUUCAAGAGGGACGAGUCGACAACAUCCGCUCUGCCACACCUGAGGCCUUAGCGUUUGUUAAAGCUAUGACUGUCAGCUCCAACAUCACUGAUGCUGAGAAAAUGGAGAAGUUUCGGACUGCUGUUACGGCCCAGACCAAUUACACAAUAUUGGCAGUCACAGGUAUGGCAAUAGACAAUCACUUGCUGGGACUACGAGAGGUUUCCAAGGAGCUGAAAGUGGAGAUGCCAGAGUUGUUUACUGAUCCGACCUAUCUCACCAGCAUCCAGUUCAUCCUUUCCACAAGCCAGGUCCCAACCACUGAGGAGAUGUUCUGCUGCUAUGGUCCAGUUGUCCCUAAUGGCUACGGAGCCUGCUACAACCCUCAGACAGACCACAUCAUUUUCUGUGUGUCAAGCUUCCGUGACUGUGCAGAGACCAGCUCAGAUUUGUUUGUGAAGACUCUUGAGGGGUGCCUGAAAGAAAUGCAAGAUCUAUGCAGAAAAUGCAACAUUCAAGCAGACUCCGCAGAAAGGAUGGGAGGAACUCCCAAGAAGACCGCAAAGAAAUCAUAGCAAGAAACAAGAACCUCACUGGCUCAUCCUACAUCGCUUGAACCAUAUGGACGAUGCUGGAACCAUUUUGACAGUUGUAAAGUCGUUAGAAUGGGAUUUUAGGAGUCAAACAAUCUAUGGGUUUGAUAUAGAAUCAUACAGUACGUAUGCAUAUUUUUGGUUAUAAGGGUACAUGGUUGAGAAGUGUAAGUGGAAAUUGAAAUUAAAUUAUUUUACUGCCAGUGUAUAGAACAACAUUGUGCAAUUGGAGGAGAACAAAUAUAGAUGCUAGAGAAACAAUAAGUUUAAAUGGCAACAGUAACAUUGAUAUAGUAUAUACUGUUAAUAUAAAUAAGAUCAUAUAUUAUAGCUAAUAAGUUCAAAGACUCCAGUAGUCAAAUAGAGCAGAACGAUUAGUACAAGUUUAUUCAUAUUGCACAUUUCAUGCUUAGUGGUAAUUUAAUGUACUUUAUGCAUUUUAAAGCUCAAGAAAUAGACAUAAGAAAAUAGGCCAUAAAUUAAAGGCUAAAGAAUAUAAAAGUAAUACAAUAAGAAUAGAAAAGGAAAUUUUAUUUAUUUAUUUUUAAAUAAUUGAAAUAAAUUAUAUAAAAAAUGGGGUGACUUGCUCAGGGUUUUCUUCAGUUCUAAUGAUAAGAAUAAGCUGCAACGGAACUGGAGCAGAAGCUUCUGUUUAACUUUGUUCUUGUGAGUCUCAAAAUUAUAUCCCAGAGUUUACUUUAAUAUAAUAAUGUAUAUAUUUAGGAAAAAUAUUGCAAAAUACAUGUAUUUUGAGCCUGUAGUAUACAAACAAUACCAGAAAGCUACUAUAGUUUAUAUUGUAUCGUAUUAUAAUUUUAAAGUGUGCUGUGAUGUGUGUUCUAUCCAUUUAAUUCUCAAACUGUCAAAAAACAGGGGUUGAGCGCUUGAAAAUAAUCUAGUGAAAGAAAUGGGACUUAAUAUUUUAAGAAUAUGGCCCAUAGUGAAUCAGUAAUGCAUGAACAUUGUGUGUAGUUACAUUUUGUGGAAUUGUUUUAAUUUCUAAUGCAAUAAUACUAACAGGGAUUGUGAUUUGCAAUGCAAUAGCUGUAGGGCAAGAUAAAUCAAUUCAUUUAAGAUGAGGUUACAAAACUGAUAAGCAUUUAAAAGAUACAAUCAGCAUUGUGAUAAAAUGAUUGAAUAUUCUGAAAUGCCCUGCACAGUGUAUGUAAACAUUAAUGUGUUCAAAUUUAAAUGUGCUUAAAUUUAAGAAACUAUACCUGAUGCCUAAUGUGCUGUAUAUAGGUAAAAAAAGAACACUAUUUUUAAAUGCAUUUAAUUUCUAGAUUCUGUAGGUUGACAGUUGUGGUAGUUGAUAAGGAAAUAUAAAAAGUAUAUUAUUUUAAACAUAUAAGCCAAUGUAUUUUAGCACUUUACAACUAGCUAAUUCAAAUAUAUAUUGUAUUAAAAAAAUCUUAAAGCAGUCAAUUGUGCUACAUACACUUGACUGUACCGAGAAAAUUCGAUAAAUAUGUAGAGAAAUUAUAGCCUUAGUGCAAGUAUUAGUAAAGGGAUAUGUCCUUUGUGCACAGUGUUCUCAAGAUGUGAAAUCUGAAACUGAAUGUUUUCUGUCAAACGGGUGGAGGAGUGUUUAAAACUGUGACAUUCUUUGAUGUAUUUUUUUUUUUAAGUUUUGGUUUGCAAAAAAUAAAUGUCUAUUUAUUAUUAUUGUUGUUUUUGUAAUAAUGUCAUAAAAACUACUAAACAAAAGUGCACUGAGUAUUUCAUAUCUUUUAUAGCUGUAGCCUAGGUGUACAGCGGCACAGGUAGACCCAUUGCUUACAUACUAUGCUAUAAAAUAUAUUAUUUUAUUUAUACUGUAUUUUAUUUUGCAUUAAUUACAUUUACUUUUUUUGUCAUGCUCAUGAUAAUGCAAAAGUGGGUUUACUAGGCAACUUUCAGCAUGGCACAUAAGCUUCCAGUAAAUUUUGUUUUAAUUGGGAAAAUAAUCAAU
Molecule: messenger RNA, 4256 nt
Organism: Triplophysa rosa
Lineage: Eukaryota; Metazoa; Chordata; Actinopteri; Cypriniformes; Nemacheilidae
Gene: chata
Product: choline O-acetyltransferase a
Exons: 15
Biological process (GO): acetylcholine biosynthetic process; neuromuscular synaptic transmission
Cellular component (GO): neuron projection; cytoplasm
Molecular function (GO): choline O-acetyltransferase activity
Source: RefSeq, a predicted model, not a curated record